Molecule: messenger RNA, 2344 nt
Organism: Dermochelys coriacea (leatherback sea turtle)
Lineage: Eukaryota; Metazoa; Chordata; Testudines; Dermochelyidae
Product: growth hormone secretagogue receptor type 1-like
Exons: 1
Coding region: 159-983 (274 amino acids)
Biological process (GO): G protein-coupled receptor signaling pathway
Cellular component (GO): plasma membrane
Molecular function (GO): G protein-coupled receptor activity
Source: RefSeq, a predicted model, not a curated record
CCAAAUGUUUGGUAUAGAAAGCAAUAGCCUCUCUCUCGCAACAGACCAGUGGCUAUUUCCUUAUUUAGUUAUAUCCAACCAAUAUUUUGAAGAUAAUUGUUUUGAGUUUUUUUUAAAAAUUCAUCUUUAAAGGAGAUGACACGCCUGAUAUCACUCUCAUGAUAUCAAAUGAUCUGCAGCCAACACUACCGUUUCUUUUGAGACCCGACAUGGAUUCCUUCUCAAAUUACAGCUAUUUCCAAAAUGAUACAGAUUACUAUGAAGAGCAGUCUUUUUCUUUAUUUGACAUUCAUAUCCUGGUGCCUGUGACUAUAAUUUCCAGCAUCUUGUUUUUCUUGGGUAUCACUGGGAAUUUGCUAACACUAUUAAUUUUCAAAAGAUACAAGGAAAUGAGGACUACAGUUAACAUGUAUUUAUCCAGCAUGGCGUUGUCUGACAUUCUGAUUUUCCUUGGUCUGCCUUCCGAUUUGUACAGGAUUUGGAAAUACAAACCAUACAUAUUUGGAGACUUUCUCUGCAAAUUUUUAUUUUACCUCAGUGAAACCUGCACAUACUGUACCAUCUUGCAUAUCACCACUUUGAGUGUUGAGCGGUAUUUUGCAAUAUGCUUUCCCUUGAAAGCCAAAACCACCAUCACUAAAUGCAGGGUGAAAAGAGUCAUCCUUUCUUUAUGGGUGUGGGCUCUCCUCACUGCCAGCCCAAUUCUGUUCCUGUUUGGCGUGGAACACCGCAAUGGAAGCCUGCCUGAUGAAGCCAAGGAGUGCAAUUACAUAGAACACUCAGCCCGCACAGGGCUUUUAGAAACAAUGACUUGGGUCUCAACCAUUUAUUUUUUCCUACCGGUGCUUUGCCUGACUCUGCUCUAUGGACUCAUCUGUGGAAAGCUCUGGCGAACCAGGCACAAGCUGAGAGGACCUCAGGCCGCAAGCAGAGAAAAGUACCACAAACAAACUGUCAAAAUGCUAGGUAAGGAUCUGGCUUGAGACCAGGCUAAACAUCUGUAUUUAUAACAAUAGGUCAGACACAAAUUAAAGGUAGAAAGGGGGAGGUGAGACAAAAGGAAAGGAAAGGCCCUUACAGAUUAAAGGCUAGUACAUUUUACUUCGUUUAGUCAUGUUCCUGGGUUUUACUGAGAUACAGGGCCCCAGUUUGAAUGGUGUGUAGGUUGGCCAUAGAAAGAGUUGAACUCAUCGUUUGCUCUGGACUGAUGCAAAGGCAGACUAGCAGCGAAAAGAAACGUAGGAUGUUGCUGAGACUUUUUUUUUUUUUUUUUUUUUUAAAGCAAAUCUGAUCAACCUUGAUUUUGGUGCGUCCAGAGGGGCCUGUGCUCAGCAGUCAUGGUCUGACAGGUAGUUUUUCAAGCCAGCCACUCUCACUUCUCCCAUGGAAAGUUUCAUGUGUCUUAGCAAUUAAACUUUGGGCCACAAUCUAAGCAAAAUCAUAUGUCCAGGCGUAGUUAAACAUUGGUUUUCUUUCCAUUUAAAUCAUGUUUAACAUUUUAGUAGACUCAUUACAGAACCCACUGGUCAGCAUGUGGUGUGUUACCCUCAGUGGCUCAGGAAUAGGGGCUAAGCGUCUGAACCCACAGCAGCAUUUACUACUUUAGUUCCAGCUGUAGUGACUCAUCCUUGAAGCUCUGAAGGUCUCUGGUUCAAUCCCCAGUCAUAACAAGCAGUCAUCAUGAUUUGAUAAAACAAAGGAUUUAUUUGGGUUAAUAACAUUUAAAGCUUCACUCAGCCUGUUCAUUCAUCUCAGGUGAGCAAAAUAGCCACUGCUUGUUGCUGUCAGCAAAAUUCAGUGGGUGCAGAUAUGAACUCUCUGUGCUCACAGUGGAGGCAAAAGCAUUGAUGGCCCUGGCCUCAGUCUGUUCAUAGAUCCUCUAUCAUCCCCCCGUAGCUGUGAAUGGCCCCAACAUUGCCUCCUUUUCCAAGGCUCAAAGUGGAAUCUUGCCUCUUUUCAGCUCCCCCACUUUCUGCAGGAAACACACAGUGAAAUGCAGGACCAUGGAUCCAUGUGGUAGAAUGUACUAACUUCAGAGCUGUGCAUUUUCUCCUUCCAUCAACUGUUAUUGUCCCCAACUUUUGUUUCCCUGUCUAUUAUGGCUUCUAAUAAUUUCUGUCCUCUUUUUCAGUUUUCCUUCCCUGUCUUUCCCUCUUCCCACUUCUUCCUCUAUCUUUUUUAUUGUUCCAUUCAUCUCCCAGAUUUCUUUCACUCCUCUUUUCCAUCUCCUCACUAUCCCCUUCUGUUUGGGCCCACCCAGACAUUUUGUUCCUCUUCUGAUCCCACUCACUUCCCAACUGCUGACCCUGCCCCACUCCCCUGGUAAAUAUUUCACUGACAAGAG